This is a messenger RNA of Rhea pennata, 1216 nucleotides long. RefSeq names its product STARD3 N-terminal like (gene STARD3NL). Gene Ontology annotation, cellular component: endoplasmic reticulum-endosome membrane contact site; lysosomal membrane; endoplasmic reticulum membrane. The transcript has 8 exons. Bases 495 to 1199 code for a protein of 234 amino acids. Gene Ontology annotation, biological process: cholesterol transport. Gene Ontology annotation, molecular function: cholesterol binding. The record is from RefSeq and is a predicted model, not a curated record. Lineage: Eukaryota; Metazoa; Chordata; Aves; Rheiformes; Rheidae.
AGCCUUAUAAGGAGAAAAAUAGGGGUAACUUGUAAAACUUGAUGUUUUCCUUUUGUCUGGAAGACUCUUAAGGAGCUAUAAAUAGAAAUUAGAGUGAAGAAGCUUUCAAAAGUUUGUGUUUUUUAAAUGGGCUUCAGGUUCUAAAAUAAAGUAUUUCUUAAGAGCUCUACAGAACUUGUGGGGACCAAGCUUGCCUGGAGAAAGCUUCUCCACCAUUUUGUGGAAUAACUGUGUAAGUGGUGGAGUCCUGAGUUUCUUAUUAAGAAAUACUUAAGAAUAAAAUGACUGAAGUAUGUAAUGAAGAGUCCCAAAUUUCAGUGCUAACAAAAUAAGAGCUUUUCUUGUCCAAGUAAUUUCAGGCUAGCAGCCCUGUGCAUAUGUUGAUGAACUAGAGAAGACAGACAAACGGAAAAAAAAAAUCCAAAUUCUCCCCAUAUGGAUCAGCCUUCUAGUGAUGGUGAAACAGGAAGAAGACUACUCUAAGCAAACCCAGGAUGAAUCGGGUGCCAAAUGAUGCAGAAAAUGCUCACAGCAGCAGUGUGGAAUCCUGUCCUUCCUUGCGGGACAUCCAUUCCAUCAACCCAGCACAGCUGAUGGCAAGAAUUGAGUCGUAUGAAGGAAGAGAGAAGAAAGGCAUUUCAGAUGUCAGAAGGACUUUCUGUUUGUUUGUUACAUUUGAUCUCUUAUUCAUAACCUUGCUGUGGAUAAUAGAGUUAAAUGUAAAAGGAGGCAUUGAGACUACUUUAGAGAAAGAAGUCCUGCAAUAUGACUACUCUUCUUCAUAUUUUGAUAUAUUUCUACUGGCAGUCUUUCGAUUUAAGGUGUUAAUACUUGCAUAUGCAAUGUGCAGACUGCGCCAUUGGUGGGCAAUAGCUUUUACAACGGCAGUGACCAGUGCCUUUUUAUUAGCAAAAGUAAUUAUUUCACAGCUAUUUUCACAGGGUGCUUUUGGCUAUGUGCUCCCCAUCAUAUCCUUCAUACUUGCCUGGAUUGAAACCUGGUUUUUGGACUUUAAAGUGUUACCACAAGAAGCAGAAGAAGAAAACAGAUUGUUGAUAGCGCAGGAUGCCUCUGAGCGAGCAGCUCUUCUUCACCCAGGAGUCAUCUCUGAUGGGCAGUUCUAUUCUCCUCCUGAAUCUGUAGCAGGAUCAGAUGAAGAAUCUGAAGAAAAACAGGACAGCGAAAAACCAGUUGUAUAGCAAAUGAGAGAAAGCAG